Messenger RNA from Daucus carota subsp. sativus, 1821 nucleotides. RefSeq names its product zinc finger protein ZAT4. Bases 148 to 1671 code for a protein of 507 amino acids. Lineage: Eukaryota; Viridiplantae; Streptophyta; Magnoliopsida; Apiales; Apiaceae. The record is from RefSeq and is a predicted model, not a curated record. The transcript has a single exon.
AAGACCCGGGAGCUGGUGAGGUUCGAACCCUUGACCCUCUGGAUCAAGGCAAGGCCUCGUUUCCACUAGGACAGCUCUUACACUCUGGUUCAGACUUUUUAUAUCAGUGAUCCGGAUUUUUAGUGUCCAGCUUUGCAAGUAAGCUGAAUGGAUACAGAUGAAGAACUGAAACAUAUGUGCAAAUUGUGCUACAAGAGCUUCCCUUGUGGCAGAUCAUUGGGAGGGCACAUGAGGUCUCAUGUCAUAUAUACAUCUGAUCUAGGUGAUCACCAAGAGAAGCUGCUUCAUAAGAAGAAGCUGUCUUUAAUCGAUUAUGAUAACGAUUCUGUUAUUAAUGAUGCAGCUGGUUAUGGUCUCAGAGAGAAUCCUAAGAAGACAUGUAAAUUUGAAGAUUUAAGUGAAGCUGGUUUGCUCCGUGACAAGAUUUGCAAAGAAUGUGGUAAAGGAUUUCCGUCCUGGAAGGCCUUGUUUGGUCAUAUGAAGUGCCACUCUGAUAAAUUAAUUCGAACUCGAAUGGAGGAACAAGGUUCAGAGACUAAUGGUGAUCAAUCAGACCAUGAAACCCCUCCAAGUCGGAAAAAGAGGACAACGAGAAAUAUCAGACGUCGUGACAAUUGUAACAUAGCAAGUGCUGCUACAACAGCUUCGUCCUCGUUAUCUUUUAAUGCAAAUGCUUCAUCAUCUUUGUCCGGGGUUGAGCAAGAACAGGAGGAGGUUGCCAUGUGUUUGAUCAUGCUGUCGAAUGAUGUCAGUCAUUGGAAUGGUUUGAAUUCUGUUGGGGAGUCCUCUGGUAACAAUUCUGAGCUGCUGGAAACUAAGAAAUCAGCAAGUCUCUGCGGUGAGCUUGUCAACUUUAAAAAGCCAAGUAAAGGGAAGCCAGAGUUUGAAUUGGAACCUCAGAUGAAGAUAUCAGAAAUGAAGGUUCUAAAUGGCGAACUGGAGACAUCGCCAGAGGCUGAGAUAUCAGAUUUUCAGGAUUCUAUUUCGGGAACUGGAAAGAUUUUGCUCAAGGAAAAUGAAUAUAAUCAUAAACCUGAUUUGGCUUCCAAGAAGAAACACAACUCAAGAAAGAGAAGAAGUCGCGAAUUGUUCAAUUCUGAUAUGGGAACUAACUACUCAGAAAUGUACAGCGAAAAUAUUGAGAAAAUGAACAAAUUUGAGUGUGCCUCUUGCCAUAAGGCCUUCCAUUCGUACCAAGCUCUAGGAGGCCAUAGAGCAAGUCACAAGAAACACAACGGAAGCUGCUAUGAUUCAAAAACCGAUGGCAAUGAAAACAACACCGGGACUGGUAAAAGUUUAUCCCAAAACCAAAAUGCUGACAAAAAUGGCCCAAGUGAACAGAAAGUCGUAGCAGACACAAGUAAUGGGAGAAAGAAGCUGGUAACCACUGGAGUAUCACACGAAUGCUCAAUUUGCUUCAGAGUUUUCUCAUCCGGGCAGGCUUUGGGUGGUCACAAGAGAUCACACUUGAUCGCUGAUGCAAAAAACAAUCAGAGUACCAGUACUAGCACUGUAAUUGAUCACAAACCAGUUGUGGAAACCCGCAACUUCCUUGAUCUCAAUUUGCCUGCUCCCAAUGAAGAAACUGACACUUCUGAACUUGAAUUCAAUCCGUGGUGGAUCGUAAGCAACCACAGGCAUGAUUCCUUCCUCAAUUUCCUCUCAAAGUGAUUAAACAAUCAAAAAUUCACAGAUACAUUCAUUCUUUAGUCUUUACUUAUCUUUCUGCAACCUGCAUUCGACAUUACACACUAUUCUUUCAGCUUCUUUCAACCUCAGUAGCUGUAAAAUUUUUAUCCGGAAAAUAUACAAGCUCGGUAG